AUGGCUCGUGCGGCGCCCGCACUUGCACCAGCCAGGCAAACAGCGGUGAAUGGCUUGGGGCAUGUUGCUGGAUGUGCACAAGUUGCAGCUUCAGUCGGAAAGACAGCGGCAUUUAGUUUGGGAGCUUUCAAUCCUUUUGCAGUUUUACCCGGGCUUGCGUGGGUAGAUUAUGCUGCCUUGCUGGGAGUGCAGUCCGUUUUCCGCGAGAAGGACUCGGCAAGCGGGCUCAAAUACAUUCUCCAGGUGUACCUUGUGCUUGGACGUGGAACGGCGCAAUUCGUGUAUGGCCAUACGGUUGUGCCCCUCGGACGCGGAGCAGCUUAUGUCCUGACGUACAUCGGUGUGCCUUGUACGUUUGAAUUCCAACCCAUGUCGGUGAUUGAAGAGUUGACGAAACUGUCGCGGAGCUUCCUGUUUGGUGACAAAGAAUGUCAACUGCAAAAGGCACAGAAAUCCAUUGAUGAAUUGAAGCUUGAAGCCGCUGCAGCAGAGAGACGUGUGGUACAGGAGCGAGACAUCUAUGAGAAGAAGCUGUCUGAACAGCAGGAAAAGGUUGCUGCGCUGGAGUCCAAUCUCGCCGGGGCCAACCAGCUAUCAGCAGAAUUGACUCCAGAAUUAGUACGGUUCCAUGUUGUGACUGUCGAGAACAGCUUUCUGAAGCAGGCCAUUGCUAGGCUAGAGAAGAAGGAUAUUCCAUUGCUGAGACAAGACAAUGCCCGGCUCAAGGAGGACAUGCGUUCUUUGCAUCAACAGACUGCAUUGCUGACGGAGGACAAUCUGUGGUUGAAGGAGGACAGUGUCAAGCGGGGUGCAAACAGUUUGCGACUCAGAGCCAAAUAUCGGCAAGCCUUACGGAGCAAAAAGGCUGUGACUGUCGAGAACACCUUUCUGAAGCAGGCCACUGCUAGGCUAGAGAAGAAGGAUAUUCCAAUGCUGAGACAAGACAAUGCCCGGCUCAAGGAGGACAUUCGUUCUUUGCGUCAACAGACUGCAUUGCUGACGGAGGACAAUCUGUGCUUGAAGGAGGACAGCGUCAAGUGGGGUGCAAACAGUUCGCGACUCAGAGCCAAAUAUCGGCAAGCCUUACGGAGCGAAAAGGCUGUGACUGUCGAGAACACCUUUCUGAAGCAGGCCACUGCUAGGCUAGAGAAGAAGGAUAUUCCAUUGCUGAGACAAGACAAUGCCCGGCUCAAGGAGGACAUUCGUUCUUUGCGUCAACAGACUGCAUUGCUGACGGAGGACAAUCUGUGCUUGAAGGAGGACAGUGUCAAGUGGGGUGCAAACAGUUCGCGACUCAGAGCCAAAUAUCGGCAAGCCUUACGGAGCGAAAAGGCUGUGACUGUCGAGAACACCUUUCUGAAGCAGGCCACUGCUAGGCUAGAGAAGAAGGAUAUUCCAUUGCUGAGACAAGACAAUGCCCGGCUCAAGGAGGACAUUCGUUCUUUGCGUCAACAGACUGCAUUGCUGACGGAGGACAAUCUGUGCUUGAAGGAGGACAGUGUCAAGUGGGGUGCAAACAGUUCGCGACUCAGAGCCAAAUAUCGGCAAGCCUUACGGAGCGAAAAGGCUGUGACUGUCGAGAACACCUUUCUGAAGCAGGCCACUGCUAGGCUAGAGAAGAAGGAUAUUCCAUUGCUGAGACAAGACAAUGCCCGGCUCAAGGAGGACACUCGUUCUUUGCGUCAACAGACUGCAUUGCUGACGGAGGACAAUGCAAAGCUGAAGAGUGACAUUGCGCUGUUGAGCGAAGACGAUGCGAAGCCCAUUCAAGACAGCUCACCGGCAAACCGUGACGUGCAGAACUCCAACGUCAACCCGAUGUCCUUUGCGGAGCAGAUGGACUUGGCUUUGCGCCUGAGCCGUACAGCCGACGCAGAGGAGCUGGAGGAGGCGUCGAAAGCCGCAAAGCCGGCAACAGCGCCGGCCGAAGAGGCGGCAGAGGUGGUUCUGCGCGAAAGCUCCGCCGGCGAGGAGAUCAGCCUGCAGGGGCAGCUCAGGCACAACUGCGAGCAGAUUGCGCUGAAGCUGACGCGCGCUGACUGGCUCCUGCUCUACGAGGGCGUGGCUUUGGAGGCGCAGCUGCGAGCUCGAACCGUUGCGUACCAACUGCGCCAGCGGCAGCCCGAUGCCAAAGGAGCCGUGCAGCUAUUCGACUUGGAGGCGGUUCUUCUGCAGCUGCCAAUCUUCGGGGCCAGAGGAUCCUCUCCCGAGGGUGCCGUGGCGGCUGCAUCGGCGGCGUGCGCCGAGGCUGGUCUGGCAACCGGCGGGGGUGAGGAUUCGAGCCUCAGAGACUUCUUGCAAACGUGGGAAGACUUCGACGGCUGGGCCUCUUCUCUCGAGGAGCACUUAGGACCUCUGGACCUUGAGGUAAGUCGAGAGCGUUCCAACAACCUCCAGAAAGGCCAAUCGCACACCCCCUACGUCCUGGAUCUGUGCCGGCUUGCCUUUCGAAACUUCGCGAUCUGCGAGGGCAGGCUGUUCAUUUCCCUGGCUCUGGCGCUCUACAGCCUCAUAGCAAGGACUCUCCGUGAUGACCCGGAGAGGAAUCCAUCUGAGGAUUUCAAGGAACGCUCCGGUGGAGGGGAAGAGCACAGCCAACGCCUCGCGCUGUUGGAGGCUCUUCACGGCCUGACGCUGGCCUUCGCCGUCCAGGACGAUGCUCUGGCCUUGCAGCGGAGCACAUUGGAGGAGUACCGCUACUACUUGCUCGAGCCCCUAUCGCGAGUCUGCCAGCACUUCGACCUGCUGGAAGAGAACUGA
Messenger RNA from Symbiodinium sp. CCMP2592, 2760 nucleotides. NCBI's taxonomy places the organism in Eukaryota, Dinophyceae, Suessiales, Symbiodiniaceae. The record is from the annotation of a GenBank genome assembly.